ACGUCCACCCGCGGCAAUGAGAGGCGGAAGGAAGUUGCAAGGAGCGAAGCGAAAUUUAGGCAAGGAAUUGAUAAAGAAAAAGCCCACAUCCCUUUACUCCUUCCAACUCCCACUCCUUUUUUUCUCGAGCCAAACCGGGUUGUUCCAAGGCGUCCACAGUGCUACAAGCGUGUGUCUUCUUUUUAUGGAGGAGAGAGGGGAGGAAAUGGAGGAGGGUAGUUUGAUUGCGAUGUUGGGCUGCUCGGGAGAGGAAGAGGGGUACCUUUUUGGGCCACUCUCUUCUAUAUCUCCUCCUCCUCCUCCUCCUACGACGGCUUAUAUGCUCUAUUUCGGUGGGCAAGAGGAGGACGCUGUUCCCUUUCAUGGGGUUGCCCAGAAAUCAAGUGAUUCUUUUCUGUCCUCCCUCUCCUCUUCUCCUUCUUCUACCACUACCCCUGCUACCGUCAUCAGCUCUAAGUCAUCAAAGAAAAAAGUUGGGACUAGUGGAGGUGGAGGAAGGAGGACAACCACAGCUAGUAACUCUACUGCCGACACUUCUGUCACGAGUAAGAAGCUUAAGACUGAGGGUUCCCCUAGCCACGGCUCAAUCAAGGUGAGGAAGGAGAAGCUAGGAGAGAGAAUUAUAGCAUUGCAGCAAUUGGUUUCACCAUUUGGCAAGUCGGAUACGGCCUCGGUUCUACACGAAUCCCUUGGUUACAUCCGGUUCCUCCACGAGCAAGUCCAGGUUCUGAGCUCUCCUUACCUGCGACGGCUGCCAUCCUCUGCCCACCUGCAUGAGGGGAGAGGGGUGGAGGCGAGGACAAAUGAUCUAAGGAGCCGAGGGCUGUGCCUAGUCCCAGUGUCAUGCACGGAACACGUGGCAAACAGCAACCGCGUUGAUUUGUGGUUCCCAGCCAUGGGUUGCUCCAACUCUUCCUCUUCCUCUUCCUCUUCCUCUACCAAGCAUUAGGCCACUCUUAAUUUCUUCUCUUCCAAGCGUUCCUUCUUGGGUUCAGUGACUGUUUCUUGUGUUCUUUUCUUUUCUUGUGUCCUCACUCUUGGGGCUCAACUCCCGGCCUUGGGCUGCUGCUUCCUUGUUUUUUUGUGUCAGGGAACAGUUACAGAAGAAAAGAAAGUUCAUCUAUCAAGAAAACAAAAAGAAAGGAAAGAAAGUUUAUAGGAGAAUAGAAGGGAAUACGGAGGGGUAUACAAAGGACCAUCCCUGAACAUUAUAUAUAUAUAUAUAUAUAUAUAUAUAUAUAUGCUAUGGUUCUGUAGCAAAGGGCAUGUUAACACUCGGAAGAAGCGAAGCAUUGUUGUUUUUGUGGGGUUUACUCUAUCAUAAGUGUGUGUGUGUGUGUGUGUAUCUUUUAAUGCAUGCUUUGGAAUUAAAUGGAUUUUGAUUACAAUAAGUACAUGCAUUUGUUCCUCGCUCUUUUUCAAAGUUAGAAAAUAAAGGGACUCAAGUUUAUCA
Phoenix dactylifera (date palm) is the source of this 1453-nucleotide messenger RNA. RefSeq lists its product as uncharacterized. Lineage: Eukaryota; Viridiplantae; Streptophyta; Magnoliopsida; Arecales; Arecaceae. The record is from RefSeq and is a predicted model, not a curated record. Gene Ontology annotation, cellular component: nucleus. Gene Ontology annotation, biological process: regulation of transcription by RNA polymerase II. Gene Ontology annotation, molecular function: protein dimerization activity; DNA-binding transcription factor activity, RNA polymerase II-specific; RNA polymerase II cis-regulatory region sequence-specific DNA binding.